AUGGCAACACUGAAUGCAGUUGGAGCAUGCCAGUCUGGAUUCUCUCUGCUUCUCAGCUCUCGUCUGUAUAGGACCUUUAUCAGACCAAAAUUUGAAUAUGGAUUGGCUAUUCUCCCUCUGAAAAGAACUGAUACUAUCCAGCUUGAGAAAAUCCAAGAUAAAUGUUUGUGCAUGAUUGUUGGUGGGCACCGAACCUCAUCUACAACUGUGCUCAAACAUAUAUGUCACCUUCCUAGUAUGAGUUUCUAUGCUGAUGUGCUGAUAAUAAAGGGCAAAGCUCUCAAACAUCACUUCGAAACCUUUCAACAGUUCAAAACUGAUCAGCUCCGAUUGUCUUCAAACCAAGUCUUGUUCCUAGCAUGCCGCCCUCUUUUGGAAGUCAAUCCUAUUCUGUUCUUGCCUGCAACUAAGGUGGAACGUAGCCGCCUUGUCCGCUGGAGAAUGGGUUGGUUGCCUGGCACUCCUAAGGAUUGCUCUUGUGGUACUGACCAUACCUCACGUCGUCAUCUUGCUGUCUGCUCUUUGGUUCCUGCCCAUUUGUUGGCCUGUCUUCCUAUUCCAUCUGAUCAAAACUGUAAUCAAAUUCAUGUUGCCAUUACUGCUCUCCCAAAUUCUAGUCAGGCUUCUUGCCCCUCUUAUUGGGUAGCACUGCUUACUAUUCUCUGGCAUUUUGACAAGCUUUGUAACCCUGAUAGUGACUACACUCAUGAAACUCACUUUGGUACUCUUUGGGCUGGACUUAGCUAG
This is a messenger RNA of Phycomyces blakesleeanus NRRL 1555(-), 747 nucleotides long. RefSeq lists its product as hypothetical. The record is from RefSeq and is a predicted model, not a curated record. The transcript has 2 exons. Lineage: Eukaryota; Fungi; Mucoromycota; Mucoromycetes; Mucorales; Phycomycetaceae. The coding region runs from base 1 to 747 and encodes 248 amino acids.